This is a messenger RNA of Aegilops tauschii subsp. strangulata, 3409 nucleotides long. RefSeq names its product disease resistance protein Pik-2-like. Gene Ontology annotation, biological process: defense response to other organism. The record is from RefSeq and is a predicted model, not a curated record. Gene Ontology annotation, molecular function: ADP binding. Lineage: Eukaryota; Viridiplantae; Streptophyta; Magnoliopsida; Poales; Poaceae.
UGACCCAUCUCUCCAAUACUCCAAUCUAGCACACAAACACCUAGAAGAGCAGAGAAAAAUAGUAGAGAGAUCAAUGGAGGUUGUGAGCGCUGCACAUGGUGCGUUUGGUCCUCUGCUGGAGAAGCUCACCACCUUGCUCGUCGACGAGUAUGCUAGGCUCAAAGGGGUCCGCCGCGAGAUCCGUUCCCUCAGAUCAGAGCUCAGCAGCAUGCACGCUGCACUCAAAGAGUACACCAAGCUAGAAGACCCAAAUGACCAAGUGAAGACAUGGAUAUCGCUGGUCAGGGAGUUGGCCUAUGACACCGAGGAUGCCUUGGACAAAUUCGUCCACCAGCUUGUCAAUGGAAGUCGAAGGCACCACGGCGGUUUCAAGAAGCUCUUCCGGAAGACCAUCUGUCAUCUCAAGACGCUUGGGUCUCGCCGUGGAAUCGCUGACCAGAUUGACGACCUCAAGGACCGCAUUAAGCAUGUGAAAGAUCUCAAGGAUAGCUACACAUUGGAUGGUGCUCCUUCCAGCACAACUCGCCAUGGAGUCGUGGAUCCCCGACUGCACGCGAUUUUUGCCGAAGAGGCACAUCUUGUCGGUAUGGAAGGUCCAAGAGACGAUCUUGCUAACUGGAUGAUGGAAGAAGGAAACAACUCGUCCAGCCAUUGCAAGGUGUUGUCUAUUGUUGGGUUUGGUGGAUUGGGAAAGACAACAUUGGCAAAUGAGGUCCGUCGGAAGAUUCAAGGACGGUUCCAUUGCCAAGCUUUUGUAUCGAUCUCGCAAAAGCCAGAUAUAAAGAAAAUUAUCAAGGAUGUUAUCUCUCAAAUGCCAUGCCUAGAUGGAUCCACACAAGAUACCAUGGAUUGGGAUGAAAAGAAGUCCAUUGCAAAGCUAAGAGAAAUGCUACAAGAUAAAAGGUAUCUCGUCAUCAUUGAUGAUGUAUGGUCUAGACAAGCAUGGAAUACUAUCAAGUGUGCUUUUCCAGAGAAUAAUUGUUCUAGCAGAAUUAUAGCUACUACCCGCAUCAUUGAUGUAGCAAAGUCAUGUUGUCAGAAUACUGAUGACCGCAUGUACAAAAUGGAAGCCCUAAAUGAUCUUCACUCUAGGACAUUGUUUUCGAAAAGAAUAUUUGGCUCUAGUAACUAUUGUCCUGAAGUGUUGCACAAAGUUUCAGAUGGAAUUCUAAAAAAAUGUGGAGGCCUACCACUAGCAAUUAUCAGUAUAUCAAGUUUGUUGGCGAAUAGGCCAGCUAUGAAGGAUGAGUGGGAGAAGGUUAAAAGAUCAAUUGGCUGCGCACUAGAAAAUAACCAGAGUCUAGAGGGAAUGAGUAGUAUACUAUCUCUUAGCUAUAAUGAUCUUCCACCUAAUCUCAAGACAUGUCUGUUGUAUUUAAGUGUAUUCCCUGAGGAUUAUGUUAUUGACAGAGAGAGGUUAGUGAGGCGAUGGAUAGCAGAAGGAUUUAUCUCGGAACAACAUGGGCAGAGCCAGCAAGAAGUUGCGGAGAACUACUUUUAUGAGCUUGUCAACAAAAGCAUGGUUCAACCAGUGGAUAUUGGAUAUGAUGGCAAGGUUCGUGCCUGCCAAGUGCACGACAUGAUGCUUGAAAUUAUCAUUUCAAAAUCCAUUGAAGAUAAUUUUGUCACUGUGGUACGCAGAGGUCAGAUAAGUUUGAAAAGUCAUCAAGGUUUUAUUCGGCGACUAUCAGUCCAACACAUUGACCAGGAGUUGCUAUCAGCAUUGGCAAAUGAAGAUCUAAGCCAUGUUCGAUCUCUGACGGUAACAUCAUCAGUUUGCAUGAAACACUUUCCUAGUCUUGUUGAAUUUGAAUCUCUACGUGUACUGGACUUUGAAGAUUGUCAAGGUUUGCAGGAGUAUGAUAUGAACAAUAUAGACAAAUUAUUCCAACUAAAGUACCUCAGCUUUAGGGGCACGUGCAUAACAAAGCCACCAUCAAGGAUUGUAAUGCUACGUAACCUACAGACCCUUGAUCUUAGGAUGACAUCCAUGCAACAAGAUCUGCCAGAUGGAAUUGCUCUGCUCACUAAACUACAGUAUCUACUCACUGAAACACAACAUAAGAUACCUAUUGGGAUCACCAAUAUGAGGAGCUUACGGGUAACCCCAAAUUUUAAUAUUACCAAGAGUCCAUUGGAUGCAGUGGAGGAGCUUGGGAACCUAACCAGAUUAAACGAGCUCUCUUUGCACUUGUCUGAUGGAUAUAGGUACAAGACGCAUGAGGAGGUGCUACUCUCCUCACUAUGCAAGCUUAGCCGUUGCAAACUCCGGUCCUUAUACAUAAGUAGGGAAUGGGGUUCACUCAACUUUAUAGAUUCUUGGUCCCCUCCAUCCUCCCUUCAGAUAUUUCAUAUGUCUAGCAACAUGCAUUUAGCAAACAUUCCAAAGUGGAUUUCUCCGGGACUCACAAGCCUUGUUAAUCUGGAUAUCAAUGUGGCUGAACUGAGGGAGGAAGGUCUGCACACUCUUGGUUUGCUCCCAUCGUUACUGGAUCUAGCAUUGUGUUUGCGUUCAGGAGGAAGCAAAAAGCUUACCGUAAUUGGAUUCCCAUGCCUCAAGAGGUUUAACCUCUUUAGUUGGGAUGGGGCAUAUGUGAUGCUCACGAAAGGGUCCAUGUGGAAUCUUGAGGAGUUUUUGUUGUCUUUUGAUGUGUCAGUGGCCAAAGCGUAUGGCUUCUAUUUAGGCAUUGAGCAUCUCCCAUCUCUCAAACUAAUACAAGUAGUUCUUCGCAACGAAGGUGCCACACAUUCGGAAUCGAAGGCUGCAGCCGCUGCCAUCAGGGAGGAAGCAGGUGCCCAUCCCAACCAUCCCGAAGUCUGUAUUUUGGAGGAACCGGAUGAAGAUGAAGAUAACAAUGAAAAGACUGAUAAUGAUGAAGGAAAGAGCAGAGAGGAGGGGAAUUAAAAUGGUCACUCUCCCAGAUGAAAUGGUCCUCAAGGUCAAGAGGUACUAAAAUGUUUUUUCCCUUCAAAUCAAGUAUAUGAUCCAUUUUUUCCACAAGUGCUGCAUGCUUCUCAAACUCACAUGUUCUAAUAUUUUAGCUUUACCAGCCAAUGAUGAUGUGCGCCUGGCUGGCUAGCUUGGAAUGCCAUACAGAAGGAGGCUGAAGCUACAGUUCCUUGCACUUACCCGUAAUAACUUGAAAACAAAAGCUGAAAGAGAGUCAAUCCAAAAUGAAGUAUACUAUUAUUUCAGAGGUAUUUUAGUGUCAAGUUGCUACUUGCUACAUACAUACACUGUGUUUGAUUUUCUCCGUUGCUUACCUUAAUUUGGUGACUAAGGCUUCUCUGUUUGCAUCUGGGAUUUUGUGUAUUAUUCAUCUUGAACACUUGUAUUAUGUUUCCGGUGUGUACUUUUUGGUAGACCUAAUAAGCUAUGCUCUAUUUGUAUUCGGGAUUAUUUUUUAGG